Aspergillus melleus is the source of this 2970-nucleotide messenger RNA. RefSeq lists its product as uncharacterized. The record is from RefSeq and is a predicted model, not a curated record. NCBI's taxonomy places the organism in Eukaryota, Fungi, Ascomycota, Eurotiomycetes, Eurotiales, Aspergillaceae. The transcript is spliced from 7 exons. Gene Ontology annotation, molecular function: microtubule binding; GTPase activity; GTP binding. Gene Ontology annotation, cellular component: cytoplasm; microtubule; membrane. Bases 106 to 2553 code for a protein of 815 amino acids.
UGUAACAAUUUGGGAAUAGGCAUAAAGAUAGAUCGUGGACCCCCUAUUCCGAGCUGUGAAUUCCUGUUCAUUUCUUUCCACAUCAGUUAUCCUUCCACUCACAUCAUGUCCUCCGCAGCACAAGAUGCCGCCCUGCACCAAUUGCAGUCAGAGCAGUCCAAGCUCCUUGAUCGCAUUGAUGAGCUCCGCACAAUUGGCGUUGGGGGCCUUGUGGAGCUUCCACAGCUGAUCGUUUGUGGGAAUCAGUCUAGCGGAAAGAGCUCGGUUCUCGAAGCUAUCUCGCGCGUUCAGUUCCCAGCCAAAUCCAGCCUUUGCACUCGGUUUGCUACAGAGGUCAUUCUACGACGUAGCGAGUCUGUGAGCGUCAAGGUAUCAAUAGAGCCUGGUCCCUCAAGAACGGACGAAAAGAGAAAAAAGCAUUUGCGAUCCUUUUCCCCUGAAUCGAUUCCCGACAGCAACAACUUGGGGAAACUAAUUGAGGAGGCCCAAGCGCACAUGGGAUUCGAUAGCUCCGAGGACACAGAGGACUCGGGCUUCAGCGACGAUGUGUUGCGAGUGGAGGUUUCUGGGCCCGACAAGCCCGAACUGACGCUCGUUGACCUCCCUGGGCUCUACUACUCCAUCAGUAAGGACCAGGGCGCAAUAGGGCGCGACAUUGUGCAUUCUUUGACUGAGAGAUACAUGAAAAAUACUCGAAGCAUCAUUCUCGCCGUCAUCUCGUGCAAACAAGAUUAUCACCUACAACAGGUCCUGAAUAUUGCCGACCGAUACGAUCCCCGCCGCGAACGCACUAUGGGGAUUAUCACACAUCCUGACAGUCCCUCUCCUGGUUCUGAAGAGGAGGAAAUAUGGUUGAGUUUUGUCAAGAAUGAAAAGGAUCGCCUCCAAUUGGGAUGGCACGCGCUACGGAACCGGAACUACGAGACGCGCGAAUCUUCGCACAAGGAGAGAGACGAUCGGGAAAAAGAGUUCUUCAACAAGGGGAGGUGGUCGUCCAUUCCCCGAGACUCUGUCGGCAUCGACAGCUUACGCAGUCGUCUCAGCGACGUUCUUCUCAAACACAUCCGUCGCAAUUUGCCAGCACUCAUUGCAGACAUCAAGGAAAAGGUCGCGGAACGUCAGUUGAAGCUACGCAAGCUCGGUACUCCCCGUGCCAGCAUUCAAGAACAAAAGGGGUUCUUGCUUCAUAUCAGUAGCGCCUUCGAGCGAAUUACCGGUCAAGCCCUCAAUGGCAUGUAUGACGAUGAUUUCUUCGGUGGCUUUGAUCCGGAAUCGGAUGAGCAGGAUUUCCGACGUCUUCGUGCAAUCAUUCGCGAACUCAAUGAGUACUUCGCAGAAGCUAUGGAGGUCGCAGGAUAUCGUCGAGAAAUUGUUUAUUCCCACUCAAGGACCAAACGGGACGAUCUUUCCUCCAAUCCCUACCUGCAAGACUGGAGACCGACUUUGGUGGAUCGAAAGACAUUAGAGAUCGAAGUCAGCAAGCAGGCGCGCAAGAAUAGGGGACUUGAAAUGCCCGGAAGCGCCAACCAGUUUCUUGUCGGGGAUUUGUUUCGCGAUCAGUCCAAGCCAUGGGAAGAGAUUGCUAGAGGCCAUUUGAUGGCGACUUGGGAAUCAGUUCGAUACUUCGUUAAACUCGUGCUAAAGCACCUGACCGACGAACACAUAUUUUCACGGAUUGUUGGGGAUCUAUUGGAGCCUGAACUAGAGAAGACAAGAACCAGUCUGCUGGACAAGCUCGACGAAUUGACUUUCUAUAUCAAACGAGGUCAUCCACUACCAGUGGGAAAGAGCUUCCUUGUCCGGAUCCAGCAGGCGAGAAGAGAUCGUGAACUCCAGAGAUUCAGAUCUGCGCUGGGCAAACCGAUUGAUCGAGACACUGAGCUUGCCUUCAGUGAGCUCGAGGAUGCAUUUUCGAACCUCAGAAUUCGCGCCGACGAGCACGCAGCCGCUGAAAUUAUUGACGAGAUGGAAGCUUACUAUGAGACCGCUAUCGUGACUUUUGUGGAUAACGUGGCCACACUGGCGAUUGAAAAUUGUCUUCUUCGCCCUCUGGAUCAAAUGCUCACCAGCCAGACGAUCAAUAACAUGAAAGAUGAGGAGGUCCAGCAACUUGCCGCCGAGCCUUCCUAUAUCCUGGAAGAGCGCGAGCGUUUAAGUGGCGAACUGGCGAAGCUUCAAGCGGGUUUGCGGGCAUUUGGUCCAUUCAACAUUCAUCCUCCAUCAAUGCCUCCUUUUGGAUCCAAGGCAAAACCCCCUUCUACUUCCUCAGAUUCGGCCUCUUCAGGCCAAGAGUCGUCCAAUCCACCAAAGAGUUUAUUUUCUUCGCUUAGCCCCAGUGUGACAUCAUCUGCCUCGGAGCCCUUUUCUGAGUCCGAAACCCAUCCUGAGCCCUUUUUCAGAAACUCGAAAAUGUCUCAAGAAAAACCUAUUUCAAUGUUCUCGAGCACCUUCUCUAAGCCUGCAACCACGUCUUCCCCGUUCACGUUUCAGACCAAUGGAACCGGUCCCUUCAAUGCGACACAAAGUCCUAGCACCAAGAUCUUCAAUUCGUAGGAGCAACCAGUUUUUCUUUACUUUUGUCGUCUUUAAGUUCAUUGCUUAUUUGGCUUGGCCUCCGAAACAAUUUGCGUGUUGAUCUGGUCUCUAUUUUUGCCAACGCGUCCUGUUUCUGUUUGUUCUAGUUCUGUAUUCAGUUAGUUAACUACAUGUUUAUGAAUUUUAGUGAGCUUUGUCACAAAACAUUCGAUGCCAAAACUAGACAGUGGAACCAUUGGCACCAUAUCUGCUGUAGAGCGCCCUUUGAUGGAUAUUCUCCUGAGGAGUUAAGACUGGGCGAUUAUCAACGAAUGGAAGUGUGACGUUGUCUUAAUUCAUGUUUCUCUGCAAUAAAAUCGACCUUCUUGUCCAUUAUGGUCCGGCUGGUGGUAGUCUGUGGAGAUGAAAUAUCCACAGAAUAUAAUAAAGGAAUAG